AGUAACAGUGGCUUGCUGAGUGUAGUUUAUAAGUUGUUUAUUAGUUAUUACGUAAAGAAUGGAUAUUGUGGUAAAAUUGUUACUACUCAUUACUUGCCUCGAACUUAUCAAGCCACUUGUAACGGCGGGACCUUGCCAGUCUUGCCUGAUUUUGACUGAGCUUAUAAAAAAUGGCCACGCAUCGCUCGCCCGCGCGAUGUCCGAAGUUAACAGCACCAGUUUCCUUGGGAUAAGAAGUUUCUCCGGAUUCAUCACCGUCAACAAACGAUACAAUUCCAAUAUGUUCUUCUGGUUCUUCCCUAAAGCUGAUAUGGGAAGGUCACCUUGGAUUAUAUGGUUGCAGGGAGGGCCAGGGGCAUCUUCUAUGAUAGGAGUGUUUGAUCUUAUUGGCCCGAUACAGAUCGUCGAUGGCAAAGUAACUUCUAGAAACGUGACAUGGGCGGAAGAGUACUCCUUGCUGUUCAUAGACAACCCGGUAGGUGCGGGCUUUAGUUUCACUGAUGACGACCGUGGUUAUCCGGAUAAUGAGCAUGACGUAGGCAGUCAAAUGUUCGAAUUCUUGCAACAGUUCCUGCAAUUGUUCCCGGAACUGCACGUAGCGCCGCUCUUCAUAGCUGGCCAGUCGUACGCGGGGAAAUAUGUGCCCGCGCUAGGAAUACAAGUUCAUCGACAUAGGAACACUAGUUCCAUCAAUUUAAAGGGUGUAAUGAUUGGAAACGGGUUAAUCGAUCCGCGAAGCAUGAUGCACUAUGGCGAACUUUGCAGAGUGCUCGGUAUCUUGGAUAAUGACCAGAUAAAGAAGGUCAAGGCACUGGAAAGCUCUGUUGUCCGCUUGAUAGACAACAAAAACUGGACUAUGGCUUCCGAGGCAUUCAACGCAACAAUAGAAUAUAUCAAAAAGAACAGUGGUGUCAGCGUGUACAACUACCAAAACAACCCGGAUAGUUCAGUGCCUAGAUUCGAAGCUUUCCUCUCAAGGCCUGACGUGAGAGAGUGGCUCCACGUGGGCAAUGCCAGCUUCGACUACGAUAAUCAGCUGGUAUACGAGAAGAUGUUGCCGGAUAUCAUGAAGACAACCAAACCAUGGCUCGAGGAGUUGUUGGAGCAUUAUGGAGUUAUGUGCUACAGUGGUCAAUUGGACGUUAUACUUGCGUAUAGUUUGUCCAAAUACACGUACGACUUACUGCAGUGGUCGCGUAGAGAAGAGUACGAAAACGCGAAGCGGAUUCAAUUGCGAAGAACUCCUAAAGACCCGGUUAUAGGGUACUACAAAAGGGGUGGAAACUUUGUAGAGGUGCUGAUCCGGAACGCCGGUCACGGCACCAUGGUUGAACAACCAGUGGCAACCAAGUCUUUAAUGGACCUGUUCAUAAAUCAGUUCAAAUAAACUUUUACGACGCUUA
Messenger RNA from Pararge aegeria (speckled wood butterfly), 1403 nucleotides. Its product is annotated as vitellogenic carboxypeptidase-like. Gene Ontology annotation, biological process: proteolysis. The transcript is spliced from 8 exons. The record is from RefSeq and is a predicted model, not a curated record. NCBI's taxonomy places the organism in Eukaryota, Metazoa, Arthropoda, Insecta, Lepidoptera, Nymphalidae. Gene Ontology annotation, molecular function: serine-type carboxypeptidase activity. The coding region runs from base 59 to 1387 and encodes 442 amino acids.